CAAUUUCUUAAACAUACUACAGUAAUCUAUGAUUUGAAAAUGAGACAAUUGUGCAACUUGUUGGUUUUCUAAACCAUUUAUCACAAAAAGAUUCCUUGUCCGGCAUCAGUUAACAAGAUUUGUAUCAUACUGUAUACAGCUUUUUCUUGGCGCACGAGCGUCACUCUCCGUGACAGGUUUACAGUGCACUCAAGCACAUGGUGAGCUGGGGGUGGGGUCCUGUACGCCUUCAUGCAGGUCUCCACCUCAUCACUCUGCACCAGGUCACAGGUCAGCUCAUGACUUCACACUCCCACAUGACCUGGCAACCCACCUUUGAUGAAGGUUUCCUACAGGUCCUGGCAGACAUUCAAGAUGGCCGUCUCUUGGUCAUCUUAGGAGCACCAGAUUUCACGUUAUUCCUGGGAGAAGAGACAAUAAGGGUGCUGGAGGAUAUGGGCGCACUUUACAUCGACAGACUGGCCUACAAGGACGUGUGGUGCCUGCUGGUGCACAAGGGUGGCGGGGUAGUACUUGAGGCCCUUACCACAUCUCUCCCACAGCACAACCUUACAAAGUUCGACGUGUCUCCUCUAGCACUACGCGUCUCUGUACCUCGCAAGGAGGAGCAGCGGUGUGGUUGGUACAGUGCUGCAGGCAUGCAAGAGAGGGCCACCUUCUGCGACACUUACGACGGCUACGGUGACUUUUGCACCUGUCAUGACCCACCCUGGUCACCUCUUCCACAAAACCCCGUGGAGUACAGGAUGCAGGAAGUGAUUCCUGUUGCCAUAGUAACAGCUCGCCGGCUGCCCCACGUCUUGCGUCAGGUAGGGCAGGUGUGGGCCAGCCCCGGCGGUACCAACACACCCAUUACCAUCUUUGUUGAUGGUUACAACCCCGAGGCUCAAGCCCUGGCAGCCCUCCUCCAGGUGCCAGUGAUCCAUCACCAUAAUCCUUCACCCAAGGGUUCAACAACUCGUAUCAACUCCCACAUAAAAUUUGUCUUAACUCAAGUGUUCCAACAUUACCCCAGAGCUGACAAGGCCAUUAUCCUGGAAGACGACCUCGACUUGUCUCCCGACUUUAUCCCGUUCUUCCAGCAGACAGCAGCGCUUCUCACCUCAGACUCUCAGCUUUUGUGCGUCAACGCCUACAACCACAACGCCUUUCCCCACACAGCUCACUCACCGUCUCGACUCUACAGAGUUCAUGGAGCUCCUGCUUGUGGUUGGAUGGUCAGGAGGCAAGUGGCAAGAGAGAUGACCAGUAACUGGAUCCCUAAACAUUUGGAUGUGGACUGGGACCUGUGGGUACGACAGGCAGUGAUGGGUGAAAGAGACAUACUGGUGCCGGAGAUUCCUCGCACCAAGCACCGUGGUGGCGGCGGUGUUCACGUCACUGGCAUAGAACAACAGCAGUACUACAACCAACGUCCACUCAAUACUCUCCCAAAUGUCACAUUAGACGUCCACGAGGCGGAGCUGGCAAACUACAUCAAGUUUCAUACCAGUAACAUACGGAAGGGUCACGUGGUGCGUUUCAGGACACAUCCCUGUGACCACUUGCCUAUACCCCAGCACCAGGUUAACCAGAGCUACGUAGUGUAUAUCAAGCAACAAGACGAGACAACCAACUCUCGUGCCUACUAUGUCGCCGCCAGGUGUCUAGGCCUCGACGACCACAUUUCCCGUGAAAACUACCACAUGAUGUACACAGCUUCCUUCUAUGGUAACCAGCUCUACCUCAUCGGCUGUCCCAAGUCUCCUUUCUGCUUGACGCAGGACCCGGGGGAUAUCUACAGUGCGACACAGGAGGCCAUGACUUACGCCUCCCUCCACCCCUUCAGGAAGGUACCACCCAGCCAACGACGUCUCAUAUUCAGGGUCACAGUCCUCUCUCUCUGGGACGAGGUCAACCUCAACAACCUCGCCAUCUAUGAGUGACCACUUCUGAGGAACGAGUAACAGUGAAUCUAGUAUUAUAGAAUUAAUAAGACAAAUAUAUCUUAAUCACUAAGAUUCCAAGCACUUUUUAUAAAGAAUACCUUGAAUUAGCUACAAUUAGAUACUGAUAAUUUGUAAAGGUGACAAUACCGGAAUGUUGCAACAACCAUGGGCAGAGUUUAUAUUGCGGAAUGUUGCAACAACCAUGGGCAGAGUUAAUAUUGCG
This is a messenger RNA of Cherax quadricarinatus, 2151 nucleotides long. Its product is annotated as protein O-linked-mannose beta-1,2-N-acetylglucosaminyltransferase 1-like. Gene Ontology annotation, cellular component: Golgi membrane. The record is from RefSeq and is a predicted model, not a curated record. NCBI's taxonomy places the organism in Eukaryota, Metazoa, Arthropoda, Malacostraca, Decapoda, Parastacidae. Gene Ontology annotation, biological process: protein O-linked glycosylation via N-acetylgalactosamine. Gene Ontology annotation, molecular function: beta-1,3-galactosyl-O-glycosyl-glycoprotein beta-1,3-N-acetylglucosaminyltransferase activity.